AUGGAGCACCUCGAAACCGUGGUGAAGGUCGCCAAGAACUCGGGCCACCUUCAGGGCCCGUAUGUCAGGGCCCUGAAGGAGGCCGCGGCGGGCAUCAGGGCGGCGCUCACCGUCACUGCUGAGAGGAGGGGCGCCGGAGCCCCUUCUCUCAGCACGGAGAACGCCGCCCUGAGGGGGGAGGUGGAGUCCCUCAAAUCGCAGGGGGCGGAGGCUGGUGACUCCGCCGAGGAGCCCGGCGACAUCGGAGGCAGGACUCCGGACCGAGACCACCCCGCAGAAGGGGGGAGGUCCUCCCGCCGAAAGGGAGGACCCCCUGGUCUCCAUGGAGGCCAGAAUUAUGGCCUCCAUGGGGACCAUGGUCUCGCGGAUCGUCGCGGAGGCGGUGGCGCCCCUGGUGAGGCGCGGCGCGAGAGAGGGAGCGGAGCCGACCCCCAAACAGGACCGGAGGAGCCAGGCAACGGCGGGACGGCAAAGAAGAAGAAGAAAGGUAAGAAGGGGGGUGGUGGGGCGAGCGGAGCCCCGCCUGCCCUUAACCCCCCUCCGGCAGAGCAGCGGCCCAGUUCGGCGGUGGCCGGCCCGGCUAGCCGAGUUCCAGCCGGCGAGGAGGAGCAGCCGUGGUCGACGGUGGUGGGCAGGAGGGCCGCGAGGCCAACCGCCCAGCCACCGGCCCCCGCGGGUAAGGGCAAACCCGUGCCGGGCAAACCCGCCCCAGGUAGGGGGGCCAGCGGGGGGGGCAAACCCGCGACGGGCAAACCCUCCCCGCCCGGCGGUCGACCCGGCGCGAAGGGGCCGAAGCCCCCUAAGUCGCCCAAGACGGCGGCUGUGGUCAUCACGGCCGCCGACGGCGACUACAAGGGGGCCGUGGAGAAGGCGCAGAAGGGCGUGGACAUCGACGCCCUGGGGAUCGCCGCGCCGCGAGUGAGGAGGGCCUUGACGGGGGCCCUCAUUUACGAGAUCCCAGGACCGGAGUCCGCCACCAAGGCGGACGAGCUGGCCUCCCGUUUGGAGAAGGUUUUUGAGGGGUCGGGUGUAAGGGUCACCCGACCUCUCAAGAAGGUGGAGCUGCGCGUCCGACGGCUGGACGACGCGGCUACGGAGGAGUCGGUGUCUCGGGCGGUCGCAGCCGCGGGAGGCUGCGACCCCCGAGACGUCGAAGUAGGGCCGAUCCAGAGGUCCCCAGACGGCCUGGGGACCUCUUGGAUCAGGCUUCCUGCGCAGGCCGGCGGAAAAGUCGCCGACCUGGGCAGGAUCAGAGUGGGCUGGGCCUGGGCACCGAUUACUGUGCUGGAGCCCAGGCCCUUGAUGUGUUAUAGGUGCCUGGCGAAGGGGCACGUGCAAGCGACGUGCCCCAGUCGCGAGGACCGCCGAGACCUGUGCUACAGGUGUGGCGCGGCGGGUCAUCGGGCGCGCGGAUGCGCCGCUGACCCGAAGUGCCCUCUGUGCACGGGUCUCGGCAGGAGGGCGGACCACAGGCUGGGUAGCGCGGCCUGUGCUCCGCCCUCCAAGGGAGGGAAAAGUGGGGUUCAAAGGGGGUCGGAGACGGCGGCCCAGGGAGGAGCGCGGCCGACGGAGGCCGCCCCCCGCCCGCAAAGGGUCGCCUCUCCGGCUCCCAGGCAGGCGGCCCCGUCGGCGGGCGCGGCGCUGGAGCCGACGCCUGCUGAUGGGGACAAGGGAGGGCCGGCUCCUCCGCGGGAGGAGGAGCCGAAGCCCCGACGGGUGACCCGCUCCAUGGGGAAGAAGAAGGCGGAGGAGAAGGACGACGAUGGUGCGAGGGGCCUGGAGGAGCCCGCCAUGGACGUGGAGUAA
Molecule: messenger RNA, 1806 nt
Organism: Ooceraea biroi (clonal raider ant)
Lineage: Eukaryota; Metazoa; Arthropoda; Insecta; Hymenoptera; Formicidae
Product: collagen alpha-1(I) chain-like
Molecular function (GO): nucleic acid binding; zinc ion binding
Source: RefSeq, a predicted model, not a curated record